CUCAAUUCAUUGCUCAAAAAUAAUAAUGGUUCUUGUUGUCUAUAUAUAUGUUUGGAGCGUCCGCAUCAUAUAUAUAAUAUGAUAGUGUUAUAUAAGUACCAAUAUUGCCAACCGCCACCUUCAACUUCAAUUCGAUCAGCUCUUCACUCGAUCUCUUCAAUUUCAGACUUCUUUGUGGUAUAAUAUUUGAGCCUUCUCCUAUCUGCGGAAAUUUUGGUGGUCAAAGCUUCAACACUCAUCCAGUACUAGUCAGUCCCCUUCUGUCUUCCCGAGAUCUAUGCUGCUUUCAUCUUCAUCAUUUCAGGUUGAUUAAUAUUAAUCUCAUCAACGCGUAAUGGAUUCUUGCUGUGCAACUUUGAGGGCCAAUUCCUCUUUGGGAAAACUGAGCAAACGUUGCCUCGGCGAUGGAGAUUAUGGGUUUUGCGGGGAGAAAGUAAGAGGGAGUCUGAAGAACAACAAUCUUUGGGUUAAUCAGUUGGCAAAAGGUUUGAGCAUUGAGAAAAGAGCUAGGAAUAUCAGACCUAGGGUUUCUUGCUCUGUCAUUACUUCAGACCAUAGCGAAGAAACGUUGACCAUUGAAAAGCCCCGACUUGAGAGACGAAGAGCCGACCCGAAAAAUGUGGCUGCAAUCAUAUUGGGAGGAGGUGCAGGGACUCAUCUCUUUCCUCUUACACGUAGAACUGCAACACCUGCUGUUCCAGUUGGAGGAUGCUAUAGGCUUAUUGACAUACCGAUGAGCAACAGCAUCAACAGCGGCAUAAACAAGAUUUUUGUAUUGACCCAGUUCAACUCUGCUCCCCUCAACCGUCAUAUUGCUCGGACAUAUCAUGGAAAUGGUGUUAACUUUGGGGAUGGUUUUGUGGAGGUUUUGGCAGCAACGCAAACACCAGGGGAAGCAGGCAUGAGGUGGUUCCAAGGGACCGCAGAUGCUGUAAGGCAAUUUACUUGGGUGUUUGAGGAUGCCAGAAACAAGGACAUUGACAAUAUACUAAUCCUGUCUGGCGAUCAUCUUUAUCACAUGGACUAUAUGGACUUGGUGCAGAAUCACGAGGAUAGAAAGGCUGAUAUUACAGUUUCAUGUGUUCCGGUGGGGGAUAGCCGUGCCUCUGAUUUUGGAUUGACGAAGAUAGACCGCAGUGGGCGAAUAAUCCAAUUUGCUGAGAAACCCAAGGGUGCUGAUCUCAAAGCAAUGAGAGUAGAUACCACUCUCCUAGGGCUGUCUCCUCAAGAUGCUGCAAAUGCUCCUUACAUCGCUUCAAUGGGAGUCUAUGUAUUUAGGACAGAGAUCUUGCUAAAGCUUCUGAGGUGGAGAUACCCUACGUCCAAUGACUUCGGAUCAGAAAUCAUUCCCGCAGCCGUGAUGGAGCAUGACGUCCAAGCAUAUAUGUUCAGAGACUAUUGGGAGGACAUUGGAACGCUAAAAUGUUUCUUUGAUGCUAACUUGGCCCUUACAGACAAGUCUCCAAAAUUCGAAUUUUAUGAUCCAAAGACACCUUUUUACACGUCCCCUCGGUUCUUACCACCAACCAAAAUUGACAAAUGCCAGAUUAAGGAGUCAAUAAUCUCACAUGGAUGUUUCUUGAGAGAAUGUAGAGUUGAACACUCGAUUGUGGGUGAACGUUCACGCUUGGACUCUGGCGUUGAGCUUAAGGAUACCUUGAUGAUGGGGGCAGACUACUAUCAAACAGAAUCCGAAAUCGCAUCUCUGUUGGCAGAGGGUAAGGUUCCAAUCGGCAUUGGAAGGAAUACAAAAAUAAGAAAUUGCAUCAUCGACAAGAACGCAAAGAUCGGCGCAGAUGUGGUCAUCAGGAACAAAGAUGGCGUCCAAGAAGCAGACCGACCAGAGGAAGGAUUUUACAUCCGGUCUGGGAUCACCGUCAUAUUAGAGAAGGCGACAAUCGAAAAUGGCACGUUUAUAUAGGUGGACUUUGAAGCUGCCAUGCCAAGGAGGUUUUGGAGGAGACAGUUCACUGGAAGGUGAUCAAAGCCCGACACUCUGUUCCAGCAUGUAUGAUGGAAAAGCUUCCAACGAACUUUGAGCGUAAAGAAAAAGGAAGCAUAAAAGGGGGGCUGGGCUGAUGGCUGAGGACAGUUCGAGGCUGCACAGCUGCUUGCUUUUCUUCUUCCCUUGUAGAGAAUUCCUUUUUCAACAACUUUUUUAAGUGUCUCAACUGAAGCUUUUAUUAAACUCUACUUACUGUAAUAAAUAAUGUUAUUAUCUAUCUUUGUAUUUGGACAA
Messenger RNA from Diospyros lotus (date-plum), 2239 nucleotides. RefSeq names its product glucose-1-phosphate adenylyltransferase large subunit 1-like. Gene Ontology annotation, molecular function: glucose-1-phosphate adenylyltransferase activity. The coding region runs from base 335 to 1921 and encodes 528 amino acids. Gene Ontology annotation, biological process: glycogen biosynthetic process. The transcript is spliced from 15 exons. The record is from RefSeq and is a predicted model, not a curated record. NCBI's taxonomy places the organism in Eukaryota, Viridiplantae, Streptophyta, Magnoliopsida, Ericales, Ebenaceae.